UUCAUUUCAUGGAAGCCAUGGGAAACAUCAUUAAGUUACUGAUAUUAACAGGACUGUGUUCUGUUUCUCUAUGUCUGUAUCGGCACCAAUAUGUCUUACAAAACACUCCAAAAACCUGGAAUGAGGCACAGAGUUUCUGCAGAGAAACAUGCAUUGACCUGGCCACCAUGGAAGACAUGGAGGAGAUGAAAAUGGCUCUUCAAACUGUUGCAGACAACUAUGUUGAUGCAGUCUGGAUUGGGCUGCACAAAGGAAAUAAUCCAAAGUGGCACUGGUCUCUAGUAGACCAAGGUUUCUACAAGGAUGGAGAGAAAAAUAACCUUAAAUGGGGCAACCAAGGUGGAGAUAACUGUGUUGUUUUGAGUAAUGGACAACUUUCUACAAGGUCCUGUGCAGUCAGCAGUCAUUCCAUCUGCUUUGAUAAAACAAAACAAGGAGCAGCUCAGUACGUCCUCAUUCCAGAACAGAUGACUUGGACCGCUAGUCGAGAUUUUUGCAGAAAAACAUACACAGACCUGGUCAGCCUGAGGAAUGACACAGAAUACCAGACAGUUCAGAAUGUUGCCAAUGGGAAGACAGUAUAUGUUGGUCUCUUCAGAGAUCCCUGGGAGUGGUCAGACCUGAGCGACUCCUCAAUGAGGUACUGGAGAGAAUCUCAGCUGAUUUAUGCACAAGAUUCUGAAUCCUGUGUCGCUAUGAUGAAGACUGAAUCUGGUAAAUGGGGAGACAGGAAAUGCACAGAAGAGCGUCCUUUCCUCUGCAAAUGCACAAAAAACAAACUGCAGUUCAUAAAACUGAGGAUCAGCUUCCAGCACUCAACUUUGGAUUUAAAUGACCCUACAAUUCAAAGAAGCAUGUUGGAGAAAAUGGAGCAAAAGCUGAAUGCAAGUAUAAAGGGUAUCACCCUUCUUUCAUGGAAGAAGCUCUCUGAUGAUAGAGGUUUAAUCAAGGAAGACAAGGAAAACAUCCCUUGAGAGAAAUACAGAGGAUUAUUAAGAUUCUAUCUUGAUGUUGUAGAAGGCUGUAAUCCAGUUUAAUAGAAGAAAAGAAAGCUGUUAGUUGUUGUUAAGAUUUCCACUUAUAAUGAAGGACGCUAUGUGAUGAUUAUCUUUAGUAUUUGUAUGCAGAUAGUUUAACAAAGACUUUUCAUGGUUCAUUGGUCUUAGUAAUUCCAGGAAUCCUAGCAUCUUCUGUGAAUAUGAACUGCUUUCAUGCCGAUAAUCUCAUCUGUCAUUUGAUUUUGAGCCGCUGUUUAGAAAUAGAUGUAAGAUGUGAACUCUGAACACAGAUUGGAUCUCAAACUGUGGCAUUUUUUCAUUUGAGUGUCUUAAAACUUUGGGGUCAAGCCUUUUUGAGGCAAAUAUAAAAUAAAUUAGCAGUGAUAGAAAGCUAAUAAGUCUAACAACACAAAAAUAGGUACUUUAAUUGUAUUUACAUUUAUAAACAAUAUUACUCACAGAUACUUUGGUGAAUAGCAUAAUAAUAGCAACAUUUAAUUGAUUUGAUGGUGGUGUGACCACAUUUUUUUCUGCAAGAAUUUUUAUUCAGAUAAAUAACCAGUAAUAUAUGCCUUUUUCAGAUUCUUUUUUUGUAUAUCUACAAUUUUUUCCCCCAUUAUUUUUAAAUUUCUUUCUAUGUGUGAACUGAUCUUCAUAACAGUAUAUCUAUUUGCUUUUCCUUUUUUUAAUUUAUAUGUCUUUCUUUGAUUUUCGCUUGGACAUCCAAAUAAAGAUUAUAGUAACCAAUUUG
Molecule: messenger RNA, 1749 nt
Organism: Cyprinodon tularosa
Lineage: Eukaryota; Metazoa; Chordata; Actinopteri; Cyprinodontiformes; Cyprinodontidae
Product: C-type mannose receptor 2-like
Exons: 5
Coding region: 9-974 (321 amino acids)
Source: RefSeq, a predicted model, not a curated record